CUUGUUCAACCAAACUCGCAAGUGUGAACCGCACACGGACCAGAUUCGACCUCCCCCUUUCCUCUGUUCCUCUUUCUCUUCUUCUUCUUCUUCUUCUUCUUCUUCAACCCCUCUCGCUCUCUGAAACUCCUGUACUUGACAGUUUUAGAAAGCCACCAAAAGUCCCACAAUGAAUUAGCCCAGAAACCCGGAAUUCCUGUGAGAAAAUUCAGAAACCAUGGCCGAUAGUGGCUCAUCUCCAUCCCAAAAACCCCCAAACCCCAAUAGCAUUGAAGCAUCAACAGCAGCCACCCCUAACAUUAUAAUCACCCAAAACCCAUCAAACUCCACCUCAAACCCACCAAUCCCAUCCCCGCAACCUCCUCAAAUCUCAUCCCCACCCCUCCCUCCUCUCCCCCAGAACCAACAGCUUAUUUCCCCCACCGUCGGAUUGGAUUACACCCAGAAACCGAAUCAGCUGCAGCAGCCAUUGGUGCAGCAACAAGUGCAGACUCAGAAUGUAAAUGUGAACGCCAUGUCGAAUUUCCAGCUGCAGCAGCAGCAGAGCAUGCAGCGAUCUCCGUCGAUGUCGCGGCUGAACCAAAUUCAGCAGCAGCAGAAUCAGAACCAGAACCAGAGCCAGCAGCAGCAGCAUUUCGGCAUGAUGAGGCAGCAAAGCAAUUUGUAUAGCCAGGUCAAUUUCGGAGGCUCCGGUGCGAUUCAGCAGCAGAGCCAGACUCAGCAGCAGCAAAUUGGCGGGGGCAACUUGCCCCGAGCUGCCCUGCUUGGCCAGAGUGGCCACUUGCCCAUGCUGUCUGGUGCUAACGCAGCUGCGCAAUUCAGUAUGCAGACGCAGCUGUUGGCUUCGCCGAGACAACAAGGCGGGUUAGUCCAAGGUACCCAAUUUAGUUCUCCUGGACAAUCUCUACAAGGAACACAAGCAAUGGGUAUGGGAAUGAUGAAUUCCAUUAAUUUGACCCCACAACCAAGAGCUAAUGGAGCCUUAGCUGCUUAUGCUCAGCGAUUCAACCAGGGCCAACUUAGACAACAAUUGUCCCAGCAAAGUUCGCUCGCCUCUCCGCAAAACUUGCCAAGAACAUCCUCACUUGCAUUUAUGAGCACUCAGCUAUCUGGGCUGGCUCAGAAUGGACAGCCAGCUAUGAUACAGAAUCCUUUAUCACAACAGUGGUUGAAGCAAAUGCCAGCAAUUUCAGGCCCUGGCUCACCUUCAUACCGCCUUCAACAACAUAGGCAGCAGGCCAUCUUCCAGCAGCAACUGUCUUCACCCACUCAGUUGCAUCAACAGCCUAUGCCCAUGAAACAGCAAAAACAGUUACAGCAACAGCAGCAGCAGCAGCAGCAACAAUUGGGGCUUCCUCAACUACAGCAUCAACAACAGCAACAGCAGCAGCAAAUGCAGCAGCCACUACAACAACAAUCACAGCAACAACAGCCCUUCAAUCAACAACAGCAGCAGACUUCCCCAAGGAUGCCUGUACCCGCAGGCCAGAAAUCUCUUAGUUUAACAGGAUCACAGCCUGAUGCUACUGCAUCUGGUACAACUACACCAGGAGGGAGUUCAAGCCAAGGAACAGAAGCAACUAACCAACUUCUUGGGAAGAGAAAGAUGCAGGACUUAGUCUCACAGGUUGAUUCACAGGGAAGGUUGGAUUCUGAAGUUGAAGAUCUUCUUUUGGAGAUUGCUGAUGACUUCAUUGAUUCAGUGACUACAUUUGCAUGCAGUUUGGCUAAGCAUAGAAAAUCUUCAACUUUAGAGUCCAAGGAUGUGUUGCUGCACUUAGAAAAAAAUUGGCAUUUGACAAUUCCCGGAUUUUCAAGUGAAGAGAGGAAGUACCAAAACAAAUCUUUGUCAAGUGACGUACAUAAGAAACGUUUAGAUAUGAUACGGACGCUGAUGGAAUCAUCGCACCUGGAAACAAAUACUAAUAAUCCUAAGGAGGUGAUCAGAGGGUAUGGCAACCCAGUUGGUGCCAACCACUUGAUAAGACCUUCCCUUGGUUCAGAACAGUUGGUUUCCCAAGCAGCUGGUUCUCAGAUGCUGCAGCAGAUAACACGGUUUUAGUAUAUAUCAGUUAUCAGUUUUUAUGGGGGAUUUAAGUGCCUAGAUAUGUUGUUGUUUUGUAUCACAGGUCAUUAGCGAAAAGCAGGAGCAGUAUAUGGAUUGAUAAAAGCACAAAUCUGUAAAUUACUUGUGUCAGCAAUGAGAAUUAUUCAUAGGCCAGAGGAGAGGAGCAUAAGGCCGAAGUCUCAGCAUAGUAUAGUUUUGGUUGGGUUGGGCUGUGUAAUCUAAUUGAUUGUUUGUAGACGUUUUGAGUUCUCUUUUCGAAGCUUUUUCCCUUGGUUGUUAUUUGUUACGAAACAAAGAUGGGCCUGCUAUUGUAUACAAGUUUAUUUGAUUUCUUGGGUGAAUUUGUAUACUGAUUUGCUCUGAGCCCAAGAGUAUCAAUCCUAAAAGGUGAACGGAUUCAGAUUUCAUAUCCUUGUACUUCUACUCGUGUAAUGAAGUCCCCCUUUUACUCCUUGUCAGCA
This is a messenger RNA of Rosa chinensis, 2529 nucleotides long. Its product is annotated as transcription initiation factor TFIID subunit 12b. The coding region runs from base 218 to 2062 and encodes 614 amino acids. Gene Ontology annotation, cellular component: SLIK (SAGA-like) complex; SAGA complex; transcription factor TFIID complex. The record is from RefSeq and is a predicted model, not a curated record. Gene Ontology annotation, biological process: DNA-templated transcription initiation; RNA polymerase II preinitiation complex assembly. NCBI's taxonomy places the organism in Eukaryota, Viridiplantae, Streptophyta, Magnoliopsida, Rosales, Rosaceae. The transcript has 9 exons. Gene Ontology annotation, molecular function: DNA binding; protein heterodimerization activity; TBP-class protein binding.